AGAAAAUUUGCAAAAGGUGGAGUACCUGAAGCUAGUAAUCAAAGAGACGACACGUACGAUUGCACCCGCCAGUCCCGUUGCUGCCUCCAAGGCAACUUAUGCAAGACGCGACGCGACCAUAAUGGGUUACGAUGUAUCGGCUGGAACCAUGAUCCUAACCAAUGCGUGGGGGAUCGGAAGGGACCCGCAUAUUGGGGGGAAUCGCCGGAAGAAUUCCUGCCCGAGCAAUUUCUCCAAACCAAAGUGGACUUCAUAGGCCAAGAUUUCGAGUUGAUACCUUUUGGAGCUGGAAGGCGACGCUGUCCGGGGAUUUCUUUCGGCCUGGCAGUGGUGGAGGUGGCGCUGGCGAACCUAGUGAGGGACUUUGAUUGGAGGCUGCCCGGUGGAAUGAGAUUGGAGAUGACUGAAUGCGUUGGUCUUACAGCCCGCCGAGACGUCCCUCUUCUCGCCAUACCCACCAUCGUCUCCGCCGGCCAACUUGAUUAG
Molecule: messenger RNA, 486 nt
Organism: Linum tenue
Lineage: Eukaryota; Viridiplantae; Streptophyta; Magnoliopsida; Malpighiales; Linaceae
Source: the annotation of a GenBank genome assembly